Humulus lupulus (European hop) is the source of this 359-nucleotide messenger RNA. RefSeq lists its product as uncharacterized. Bases 29 to 274 code for a protein of 81 amino acids. Lineage: Eukaryota; Viridiplantae; Streptophyta; Magnoliopsida; Rosales; Cannabaceae. The record is from RefSeq and is a predicted model, not a curated record. The transcript has 2 exons.
UCGUAAUAGAAGAGAAGAGAGUAGAGAGAUGGCAGGGCCUGGUAGAGCAGAGACACAGAUAGAGAGCAAGGAGAACCUGGAGUUGAUGCUGAUGAAGGAGAUGAGAAGCCAUGAAGUUGCCUUAGCAGAACUCAACGCUCUUUCUUCUACUCGGUCUGUGUAUCACAGGAAUGGCAACCUCUAUUUUCGCACAACCAUCCAAAAGGCAACGGCUUCUGAGCAAAAGCUAGUGGAUGAGGCCAAAUCGCGACUUCACAACCUCAACUCUCCUUGAUAUUCAUAUGUUGUUCUUGUAGUUUCAUCCUUGGCUGUCUUUGUUCACAACAAGUAAAGUUCAAAGUAAACAACUUUAUUUCAAA